AUGGGGAAUGUCUCUCCUACCACGCGCCAGCUGCUUACAGAAUCCAUCAUAUUCUGGAGCGUUGGGAUCGUGUUGUACAUUGGCCGAAUGGUGUCUCGUGUGAUUGCCACUGGGUCCCUCAAGCGGUUGUACUUCGAAGAUUACGUGAUGACCCUGACGUUUCUCAUAUACACCAGUCUUCUGAUAUUGAUCCAAAUAUCCUCCCACUAUGCAACGAAUCUUAUGGACCCAGCGGACUAUGACCAGGUGCUUCGCGACCCACAGCAGGUUCAAGACCGAAUUUUUGGCAGCAAAAUUGUGAUUGGCUUGGAGCAAUGUAUGCUGUUCUCGACCUGGGGCGUCAAGAUCUGCAUGUUGACAAUGUUCUGGCGGCUCACCAAGAAUCUCCGCCUGCACCUGUACGUGAAGAUCGUGGCAGUGUAUGUGGCAGUUGGAUUUGUGGUGAUCAUGGUGACCUAUUAUGCGGUCUACUGUCGACCAUUCUCCCAAUACUGGGCGAUGCCAGUGGAGAAUCUGCAGUGCGCUACCUACCAACGCUACUCCAUCACACAAGCAGUUUUCAACCUCUCGUCUGACGCAGCAAUGCUUGCUGUCCCGAUUCCGUUGAUCAUCAAAACACAGAUGAAAAGGACGAAGAAGGUGCUACUGAUCUGUAUCAUGAGCCUAGGCGUUUUCACGAUCGUAGCAGCGAUUCUCAACAAAGUGUACAACUUUGCCUCGCCAUACACGACCACAUAUCAGAUAUGGUAUAUCCGUGAAGCAAGUACGUCAAUCUAUGUGGCGAACCUGGUGUGUCUGUGGCCGCUGAUGCGGAAAAUAUUUGGUUUUGUUGCAACGCAGCGAGGAAGCGACCCAGACCGUGCUCGACGAGGGCCGGCAAACAAAGGCCGUGCGAGGAUAUCGCCCUCCGAAACGGCAAGGGAAUCGCGGUCCCGGCUGUCGACCGUUCUCGAGCGCGCGGGGCUUCUUCGUGUAUUUAGAAAUCGAACGGCAUUUGAGGGCGUGGGCAGCUCAGGAAGCAGCGAGCUGGACAAGCGAACAGCGUGUGCUGGUGUUGCAGGAAUGGGUUCAAUAGAGUUCGGAGUCACGAGUGCUACCAGGGAGAAGUCCGACCUGGAAGCAGGCGCAUCACAUAAUCCGUAG
Aspergillus calidoustus is the source of this 1143-nucleotide messenger RNA. The record is from the annotation of a GenBank genome assembly. Lineage: Eukaryota; Fungi; Ascomycota; Eurotiomycetes; Eurotiales; Aspergillaceae.